AUGCAAUGGCCAUGGAAGAAUUGUCCCGUAGCUUGGCAAGGAACUUACCGGGGUAAAGAUAAAGAGAGUAGUUUGGUAUUAGAGGUUGUGGCAUCAUACGAUUUUUGGUUUUGGCAUGCUUUUUUUGGAAUGCCUGGAUCAAACAACGAUUUGAAUAUGUUGGCACACUCACCCCUUUUUGAUAACAUACUAAAGGGUGUAGCACCUCCAUGCAAUUAUGUCAUCAAUGGUCACCACUACAAUAUGGGUUAUUUCUUAGCCGAUGGUAUCUAUCCAAAGUUGACUACAAUUGUACAAGCUUUCUCUCAGACAUUGGACAUUCCCGACUAUGUGAGAUUCAAAAAGUAUCAAAUGGUUAAAAGAAAGGAUAUCGAGCGUGCUUUUGGAGUGCUUCAGGGUAAAUUCAGAAUUGUCGGAUCUCCAUGUAAGUAUUGGAAAUAA
This is a messenger RNA of Papaver somniferum (opium poppy), 441 nucleotides long. RefSeq lists its product as uncharacterized. The transcript has a single exon. The record is from RefSeq and is a predicted model, not a curated record. The coding region runs from base 1 to 441 and encodes 146 amino acids. NCBI's taxonomy places the organism in Eukaryota, Viridiplantae, Streptophyta, Magnoliopsida, Ranunculales, Papaveraceae.